Plasmodium fragile is the source of this 2820-nucleotide messenger RNA. RefSeq lists its product as uncharacterized. The record is from RefSeq and is a predicted model, not a curated record. NCBI's taxonomy places the organism in Eukaryota, Apicomplexa, Aconoidasida, Haemosporida, Plasmodiidae. The coding region runs from base 1 to 2820 and encodes 939 amino acids. The transcript has a single exon.
AUGCGUAAAAAAACACACACCCCUUUGUUGGUGGUGUACCUGAUAAUCCUAAUUUGCGUCCUACACAGUUCACUAGAAUGUGUGAAUGUAACUCCUCAGAGGAGGAAGUGGGCAACGGUUAGAAGCUCGAGACAGGAAAAGGAACAAAGGAGAAACAAAAACAAUCGCAUGAGGUGUACCAAUUUGUACAUUACCAACGGUGGAGUGAUACGAAAAAGGCAAAAACAGAUUUGUAAAAAUUUCUUCAAAUUGUAUAGAGGGCGUGGAACGACAUGUUCAUACGAAUGGACAGAAAGAGAUGAGAAUGUGGAGGUGAAGAUAUGUUUAGCACCGGAUGUUACAUCUGAUGAUAUUCAAUGCACAUUAAGAAGUGAUUACAUAUUUGCUAAGCUGAAAAACAAACCACAGAGUCUUAUAGAAGGGAAGCUAAAAGGGCAGGUUGAUUUAAACCAGUCUACGUGGUUCCUCGAAAAGUAUAAAGACUACUCCCUUUUUAUUAUUCAUUUGAAGAAGAAGGAUAAAGGAAUAAACGAAUGGGUAGGGGUAGUGGAAAAGGAAAAUAUUCUUCACGUAUCAUAUGAUAACGCUUCUUCAACAGAUAAUGAGUUUAGUGCAGCCAAACAUGUAAGUACCCAACCAGGUGAUGUACUCCUUAAGCAAAUAUUCCCCAAUGCCAAGGCUGAUGAUGUGUUUAGUUUUGUCCUCAAGUGGGCAAACACUAAAUCUAAUGGGCCAAGCGAGUUUGGUAUCCCCAGGAUGAAAUUAAAAACGACCGUUAUGAAUGAUCAGCACGAAAUAGAAAUUAUCAUUUCAGGGUAUGACUUAAAGUGGGAGGCAGAAGACAGCUUGAUAAUAAAAUUUACUUCGUUACAAAAUGGAGUAGAAGUUGUUGUACAUAGAGGGAAGGUAGCUAGUGGUGUUAGAGGUGUACAUGGAAACAUGAUCAGUUUUUUAGUUAAAGAAUGCGAAAAUAGAAUAUUGAAAAAGCUACAACAUGAUUUGAAGGGAGUCUUUUAUUUAAAUCCUAUGUCACAAAAGGUAGACACACUUAUGCAUGGACAUACACCCCAGACUAAUUAUAAUUAUGUGUCGAGUGAUAAGGUGGGCCCACAACACAUCUCCAUUAAUAAGGAAGAGGCAAAUGAAAAAUGUGCACACAGUAGUAACAUCAACACGGUAAAUGAUCCUCAAGGAGCAACGAAAAGGGACCAGGUAAAACAUAUAAAGAAAGAUUCCCCACAGGAAGAACUAAUCGUUGAAGAAUUGAAACUCCAUGCCAAGGUAAACCUAACAUGUGAUGAUAAAUCUAAAGAACCAGCAUUUAUGAAAAACUGGUCAGAGGAAAAAAAGGUAGAGUUCAGACGAAACUCAGUUUUGCAGUUAAAAAAAAAUUUAGAAAUGUCCCAGGAGAAUAAACUUAUUAUGAAGCUCGAGGACUACGUCAAUUACAUGAAGAUGUGUUUUGACCUGACAGAUGAGGAGGCGAAGUUGGUUUGGAAGAAGGGCAUGGCAAAAUCAGACGAACAGAAAAGCAAGGAACGCUUUUACAGAUUCAUGGAGGUCGAGAAACUCACUGAUAGGAUAGGUGUGGUGGUUCCAGGGGGGGAAGAGGCUAACACAGAAGGUGGGGGGGUUGUUGAAGCGGAUGAAACAUUUUCCUAUUGCCAUACAGAGAAAAAUCCCUCCUUCACAGACUUAACGAAAAAGGACACGUUACAUGAUGAGGAAGGAAGAACAAGUGAAGACAGGGACCAAAAUAAUAUCAACAGGCGCUUCUUCAACUGUUUGGAGGAGGAAUUACUCGACCCAGAAGACAAGCCAAAAUUGACUUUAUACGAAAUAUAUAGCAAAAGUGACACAGGGGAAAAGGACAAAAUGAGGGAAAAAUGGAAAAUGAAUGAACUCAGAUUAAAUACGCUCAUUAAUGAAUUGGCUUACUCAGAGGAAGACAUGAUCCCUACUAUCUGCAACAACUACCGAGAUGUGCUACUGAGCGAUGAGUACGCUUGUCUCAUGCAAAUCAGGCUUCAAGAAUCACCCCCUCAAACUGAACAAGAUAAAAAAAUAUUAAAAAUAAUUAACUCGUUCGCAUUGAGUCUGUACGAUGAUAUAAAAAUUGUCAUGGAACAUGAGGAGAAAGAACAUUUAAAAAAAAUUCAACUCAUUUGUGAAAAGGCUGUGAAUGACGAGAAAGGGUUGAAUGAUUUUAUCGAGUCCAUGAAGCCCCUCCUCGAUUAUUCCUUCCUUGGUUAUAUAAAACAUGCCAUACGAAUGGAAAAGAAGAAACUCAAAAUGGAGAAUAAAGACUUCAGAGAGCAACCCUCAGAUUGGCUAAUCAUCCUAAUGAUUAUUCAAAAAGGAAUUUAUUCCAUUUUAGAAAAAGACAUAUGGGAAGACGUAAUUCACGUGACUACCAUUAUAUGCCAAGAGCAACCCAGUGUACGUAAGACCAUGCUGACCACUAUGGUUGCCUCCAUGCCGAAAGCGGACUGGAUAUUUUUUAAAGAUGUUAUUAAAACGAUAUACAAAUGUGUACAAGAAAGAAAACUCACAGCUAACCAUUUUCCUGACUUCCCUCAUAUCCCGGAAGCCAUUUUCCAGCUGAAUUAUGACAUUGAGAAAAUUUUGCCUGACUGGUUCAUAAAGGAAAUGCUGGACGAGUACGACAAGUCCGUGGUGGAGUUAAUGAAAUCGAGGAAGCCCCUGUUUUGGAAAAUGAAGGAGACCAACUGGGAUAAGAAGUUCGUGCAGGACUUCAAGCAGCUCCAGGUGCAGCAGUUCCGCCAGUACGAGCGCCACGCGGGUGGGGGGCCCACGUAG